AGAAGAUAGAGUCGCAUUUAUACAAAACAUCUCGAGGCACUUAUAAUUAAAUUGUGCAAUUACUAGAGAAGCUCGUUCUCAUCUACACAAAUAUACGUACAGUUGAAGCGCUGUACAUUUCGCGAUGUUACAUCGGGGGCCAGCCGCUGCUAUACGCCGGGCAGUCAUCCUCAAGUCCCAACCUCUGCAUGCCAAGUGUAGCAUAGUGGACAAUAUACAAAGACCAGCAUGCUCAAUGUCAUCAACAGUCCGAAACUACGCGUCGAUAUCAAACCCUAACUGUGCAAAAGAAGCACUUAGCGACCAGACUACCAACCAGAUUGUAGGCAAUGCUGGAAAUUUUGAACAAACACAAUCUACUCGUCCCGAUUUCGAUCAUUCCAAGAAAUCUAUCGAAGUGACCAAACACCCCAAUCCCGAUUGGCAAUACAGCGAUGGCAUUGGAAGCUAUGAAGCUGCCAGCCGCCAUGUUGAAGUAGAUCCCUAUGCGUCAGAUCGACCAAUGAUCAACAAUUACCGUCUCCUCAUAGCUGGCAUUGCGCCACGACCCAUUGGUUUCGUCAGCACCAUGUCCAAGGAUGGCGUCAAAAACCUCGCUCCAAUGAGCUACUUCCAGGUCGUUGACCAUGAUCCUCCUACAUUCGUGAUAGGAUUUUCCGCGCGCUCUGGUAGAAUCAAAGAUACGUAUCGGAACUUGAAAGAGACGGGAGAAUGCGUUAUCAACACUGUCUCCGAGCACAUGAUUGAAGCCGUUAACGCAACGUCCUUAGACGCUCCAUACGGUGUGUCUGAAUGGGAUAUCUCAGGACUUCAUGAAGCACCAACCACUACUGUGCGUCCAUCGAGGGUAGCGGAGUCGAUUUUCUCGGUUGAAGGAAAAGUUACAGAUAUCAAAGAGGUCGGUAACCAUGCAGAAGAUGGAACGAGCGCUGCAGGUAUUGUCCUGAUCCAAGCAACAAGGUUUUGGGUUAGGGAAGAUGCUACGAACGCGGACGUUAGCAAUAUUAAUCUAGACACGUUAAGACCAGUUGCUCAGCUUGGUGGCAUGUCGUAUGGGCGCAUAACUUCUACAUUUGAGUUGCCUCGAAAGCGUUGGAGCGAUGAGAGCCAGAAGAACAAGGUCUUGAAAGAUCUACACAACAUAAGCAAAUAAUUAGACGUGUUCUCAACGCCAAUAGGACAAUCGAUGACUGAUUGAAUGUUUACGCUAACACGGCGAACACUCAUCGUUCAUCACUGAUGAGUAAUGAUAUCAAGAGAUGGGUACUUCUUUGUUAAUUGUUCUUUAUCUUUAAAGUAAGCUUACUUGAUUUUUACAAAUCAUUCGUCAUAAAUGGUGAAGAUACGUGAAAGGAAAACAGUGAUUAUACACACGAG
Aaosphaeria arxii CBS 175.79 is the source of this 1377-nucleotide messenger RNA. RefSeq lists its product as uncharacterized. The transcript is spliced from 2 exons. Gene Ontology annotation, molecular function: FMN binding. Lineage: Eukaryota; Fungi; Ascomycota; Dothideomycetes; Pleosporales. The record is from RefSeq and is a predicted model, not a curated record. Bases 125 to 1153 code for a protein of 342 amino acids.